AUGUGUGACGAGGCAGCGCUAACGGAGAUUUCGCGGUGUGACGGCGGCGGUGACGGUGACGGAGGCGAAGGCGGAGGCGAAGGCGGCGGCGGUGGGGUCAGCUACGCUCCGACGACGUUCUCCGCCGCUCUCACGCUCCUCUCGAUCACGCCCGUUGUCUUGACCGAUUUCCGACGUUCCUCUCUCGUUCUCGAAAGAGAAAGAGAGAGAGAAAGAGAGAGAGAGAGAGAGAGAGAGAGAGAGAGAGAGAGAGAGGAGUGUGAGGAGAAAGAGAAGGAGAAGGAGGAGGAGGAGAAGGAGGAGGAAGAGGAAGAAGAGAGAGAGAGAGAGAAGGAGAGAGAGAGGGAGAAAAGAGAG
This is a messenger RNA of Penaeus monodon (black tiger shrimp), 357 nucleotides long. RefSeq lists its product as uncharacterized. Lineage: Eukaryota; Metazoa; Arthropoda; Malacostraca; Decapoda; Penaeidae. The record is from RefSeq and is a predicted model, not a curated record. The transcript has 4 exons. The annotation marks the transcript as partial.